Rattus norvegicus (Norway rat) is the source of this 985-nucleotide messenger RNA. The record is from RefSeq and is a predicted model, not a curated record. NCBI's taxonomy places the organism in Eukaryota, Metazoa, Chordata, Mammalia, Rodentia, Muridae.
GCGCUGUCACGAGAUCGGCGGCUGGGAGUGUGGCGAAAGUGCGGCUGCGGAAGCGCAGCGAGACCCGGGAGGAGGAAGCGAGCGCCGCUACCCGGCUGCGGGGCUCCUGGCACCAUGGGCCGGCUGCAUUGCACGCAGGACCCGGUGCCCGAGGCCGUGCGUGGCGACAUGCAGCAGCUGAACCAGCUGGGCGCGCAGCAGUUCUCGGCCCUGACAGAAGUGCUUUUCCAUUUCCUAACUGAGCCCAAAGAGGUGGAGCGCUUUCUGGCUCAGCUCUCUGAAUUCGCCACCACCAAUCAGAUCAGUCUUGGCCCCCUCAAAAGCAUCAUGAAAAGUCUCCUUCUGGUUCCAAAUGGUGCAUUGAAGAAGGGCCUCACUGCCGAGCAGGUGCGCACUGAUCUCCUGACGCUAGGUCUCAGUGAGGAGAAAGCCACUUACUUUUCUGAAAAGUGGAAGCAGAAUGCUCCGACUCUCGCACAGUGGGCCAUUGGUCAGACCCUGAUGAUCAACCAGCUAAUUGAUAUGGAGUGGAGGUUUGGAGUGACGUCUGGAAGCAGUGAAUUAGAGAAAGUGGGAAGCAUAUUUUUACAGGUAAGCCUGUGGUCAGUGGCGACGGGGGAGGGAUCAACCUGGUUAAAAGUUAUCCAAAGCCAGGCAUGGUGGCACAGGUUUGUAACGCCCCACAAUCAAGAGGUUCGAACAUCAGAAGUUCAAGGCCAGUUUGGGCUUCAUGAGGCACUUCCUCAAAUUGUUUUUUAUUAGAGCUGUAUUGGUUUUUGUUCUAGUCAGUGUUCUAGCUAUGAAGAGACACCAUGGCCAAGGCAACUCAUGUGAGAAAGCACUAACUGCCGGCUUACAGCUUUAUUGGCAUUGGUUGUCACCAUGGCAGUGUUCAGGCAGACAUAGUGCUGGAGAGGUAGUUGAGAAGUCUGCAUCCUCAUCUGUAGGCCGCAGGGAGAGAGAGAGAGAGAGAGAGAGAGAGAGA